GCUGUCAGUCUCCAGGCUGGACUUCUCUCUCUCUCUCUCUCGCGGGUCACAGCUUCUCGGUCAAAAUGUUGAAGGCGGUUAUUCUAAUCGGAGGCCCCCAGAAAGGCACGAGGUUCAGGCCGCUGUCAUUUGAAGUGCCCAAACCCUUGUUCCCCGUGGCUGGUGUGCCCAUGCUGCAGCAUCACAUCGAAGCUUGUGCCAAGGUACCGAAUAUGAAGGAGAUUUUGCUCAUCGGCUUUUAUCAGCCAAAUGAACAACUGACCAGGUUUCUGUUCAAUGCACAGCAGGAGUUCAAAAUUUCCAUCAGGUAUCUGCAGGAGUAUGCAGCCCUGGGCACAGGAGGGGGAAUCUAUCACUUCAGAGAUCAGAUUGUCUCCGGCAGUCCGGAGGCUUUCUUUGUUCUGAAUGCUGAUGUUUGCGCAGCGUUUCCGCUGGCAGAGAUGCUCAGCUUCCAGAAGGAACACGGAGAACCAAACAGCUUUGUGAUUCUUGGGACGACGGCAAACAGAAAGCAAUCCAUGAAUUACGGCUGUAUUGUUGAAAACGAGGACACACAUGAGGUCUUGCAUUAUGUGGAAAAGCCAAGCACCUUCGUGAGCGAUAUCAUAAACUGCGGCAUAUACCUCUUCAAGCCAGACAUCUUCCAGCAUAUCGGCGCCAUCUUCCAGAAGAACCAACAGGACAUGUUAAAUCCAUACGAUGGAGAGGAGCCGACCAACGGCUGGCACCGAGCAGCGGUCAUCCGGCUGGAGCAGGACAUCUUCACUGCCCUGGCAGGACGGGGGAAACUCUACGUGUAUAAGACCCUCGUCUUCUGGAGCCAGAUUAAAUCUGCAGGGUCUGCAAUUUAUGCCAGUCGGUUGUACCUCAACCAGUAUCACACAACUCACCCCGAAAGACUUGCAUCAAACAAAGAGGGAGGGCCCAAAAUAAGUGGUAAUGUCUAUAUCCAUCCCACAGCCAACAUCGACCCCACGGCCAUGUUGGGUCCCAACGUCUCGAUUGGCACUGGAGUGACUAUUGGUGCUGGGGUCAGAAUUCGAGAAUCCAUCAUCCUUCACGGUGCAACACUCCAGGAUCACUGUUGUGUCCUGAACAGCAUUGUGGGAUGGGACAGCACGAUUGGGAAGUGGGCGAGAGUGGAAGGAACUCCAAGUGACCCGAACCCCAAUGAUCCCUUCGCGAAGAUCGACAGCGAGAGCCUCUUCAGAGACGGGAAACUCACUCCCUCAAUUACGAUUCUUGGUUGCAACGUGACCAUCCCUUCAGAGGUGAUUAUCCUCAACUCCAUCGUCCUCCCGCACAAAGACCUCAACCGUAGCUUCAAAAACCAAAUUAUUCUCUAGUUCAUCUUCCUCACUCUUCUGUCCACUUACUGUCACCGAUGAAGGAUGCAGCUGGACGCACGUCGGCACCGCCUCUGAGUUACUGUAUAUAAGAUGUCAGAAAUGGCGAUGCGGUGCAUUUAUUAAAUAGUUUGGAAAGAUAGAUUUGUAUAUAUUUGUCCUCUAGCCUCUAUGCAUCAUUGGGUGUCAGCAACAUUAGAGAGAGGCGAAUCACGCAUGUUGAUUCACCUUGAAACGUGCUGUCAUUCCAGAGUGUUACAUUGUUUUUUAAAUUAACUUUACCGAACUAAAAUGACUGACACAAGUGUAAUACAUUUGUGAUAUAAUAGUUUGAUGUAAAAAAGACACGUUUAUAGACCACCACUCUGUGUUUCCUCAAGGGCAUCCAUGACAACGCGAGUCUCGUUACGUUCGGUGAGAAGAGGAAUUAUUAGAAAAUAUAAAUCCCUGAGCGACUGACUGGUACAUUUUUCGAGGUGAUUAUUUGUGUGGAGCGCUGAUUAAAAAUGUUUAGCGUCUUCAUUGUUUGUCUCAAAUUGACUACCACUAACAUAUAUCAGCAGGAUUGAGAUUUACUUUGCAAUCAAGUAAUGUUGCCUUUUUAAAAUGUGAACCCAGCAGGGGGCCUUGAGACUCCGCAUAAACGGCAACAGCAGAUACUUAAAUUGUGCAUCCGCAAUCACUGGAGGAACUGUUCCAAUUUAUGGAUACAGCACAUUAACAUUUAAUUAUUAAGCCCUCGAGCACUCAUGAUCACUUCAGCACUUUUGUUCCAAUUAUUGCAAAGAGUGUGUCUAUUAAGGAGCGAUGUACAUUGCGACACAGGUACUGCAGCAUUAUAUAUUUUAAUCAUGUCUCCUAACAAACUAGCCUCCAGUGAAUGUGGUAAACAAAACAAGUUCAUGUACAUUAUUUUCAAAGAUUGUUGAUUUGAGGUUUUGCAUGUCGGCGCCUGUGUUUUUAUUGUUGAUGCAGGAGCCCGAGUGCCUCAUGCCGUCUCGGGCCCCUCAUCAGUGUUCUCUUCCUCUUGGUAGGAUGUUCACUGCUCUGCUCCUUUAGGUUUUGUGACGGCUUCCCUGUCUUUCUUUCUUUUUUUAAAGGUUUUCAUGGAUUUCUUGAUUGUUAAAUGUGUUUGUUUAUUAUCAUCUGUGGUUACACUGACGCAAAGUGGUGCAAGGCUUUGUCUCGUCGAGCGUAAACAAGACAUCUGACGGAUAACGGAGGUAAAAUGUCACUCAUGUAAAAUAAUAGUACAUGUGACACCUGACAGUGAGUAUAAAGACACAUUCACAAUAGUCUUAAGGUAGGAAUCUGAAGUCACGAGCUGAGACAAAAAUGAAGAAAAUGUCAUACUUGUAUAGUGUUUAUUACAAACAACGUUGGACAUGAUUUAGUUUUUCAAGAAAAUUACGAGUCCAGGAUGGCAAUGAAUAGUUUUGAACCAAAUAAACCACAUAAUAAAAGUUUUAAAAAAAACAUUUGUGAUAUUA
Molecule: messenger RNA, 2836 nt
Organism: Pseudoliparis swirei
Lineage: Eukaryota; Metazoa; Chordata; Actinopteri; Perciformes; Liparidae
Gene: gmppaa
Product: GDP-mannose pyrophosphorylase Aa
Exons: 13
Coding region: 66-1346 (426 amino acids)
Biological process (GO): biosynthetic process
Cellular component (GO): cytoplasm
Molecular function (GO): transferase activity
Source: RefSeq, a predicted model, not a curated record